Molecule: messenger RNA, 945 nt
Organism: Botrytis byssoidea
Lineage: Eukaryota; Fungi; Ascomycota; Leotiomycetes; Helotiales; Sclerotiniaceae
Exons: 8
Coding region: 1-945 (314 amino acids)
Cellular component (GO): cytosol
Molecular function (GO): aldose reductase (NADPH) activity
Source: RefSeq, a predicted model, not a curated record
AUGGCAACUCCUAUUACUGGUUUCCGUUUGGUAAAUGGUAGCACCUUGCCAGCCAUUGGUCUAGGAACCUUCCAAGGCAAUGAUGGAAAUGAGAAAGUAAAGAAUAUCGUGAAGGCAGCGAUCCAGGCUGGAUAUCGACAUAUCGAUGGCGCAGCAGCUUAUGAUAAUGAAAAGGCCAUUGGAGAUGCUAUCAAAGAAAGCAACGUUGAGCGUGCGUUAGAUUUGAGUUUGAAAGCUCUGGGCUUGGAAUAUGUUGAUUUAUAUCUUAUGCAUUUCCCCCAUGCCUACCUUCCAGGUCCGAAUAACGGUACGAUUCGACAUCCCAGCGGCAAUGAAAAGCCAGUGAUUGAUUAUGAGCGAUCUCGCAAGUACACAGAAACUUGGCAAGCAAUGGAGAAGCUAGUAGAAAGUGGUAAAGCGAAAGCUAUUGGCUUAUCCAAUUUCAACAUCCUCAAAACUAAACAAAUCUUGGAGGUUGCGAGAAUCCGUCCUGCGGUCAAUCAAGUCAAGGCGCAUCCUUACUUUCCCCAGCAUGAGCUUCUUGAGUUUUGCAAGAAAGAGCACAUCCAUCUCAUGGCCCACCAGCCGCUAGGAGGAAAGCCUGUUGGGGUGGUGGCUCCUCAUGCCGACAUUCAUGGACCUCUUUUUGAUACAAAGAUUGCUCAGAUUGCCGAUCAAACUAAUAUGUCCCCGGCACAGGUCAUUCUAUCAUGGGCCGUCCAGCGUGGCACUUCAGUAAUACCAAAGACUUCUAAUGAGAGUCGGCUCUCUGAGAAUCUCAGUGUUGCGCCACUAAGUGAGGAGCACUUUGCAAUCAUUGAUGACUUGACGACAACCAUUGAGAGUGGACCUGUGAGAUAUUUAGACCCAGGCAAACAUUUGGGUUUUGAUAUUUUUGACGAGGAACUUGAUCAGCCGGUAGAUAAUCAAGCUCCUUGGGAUUAG